AUGCUCCCCACCUCCAUAGUGAGCAAAUCGCCUUCCCCAGGGGGAAGGAUAGUUGAAAAGAGGGUUCCAGUGGAGUUUCUUUUAAUUAAUCUUAUAAGGGAUUCUUUGUCAUUUCUGCAAAGUCUAAUGGGGUUUGCUAGCAAGGAUACAGGAUGUGUUGAGGGUUUUCUGUGCCCCUUGUGGCUUAUCCAGGAGGCAUACUAGCAGACAGAUCUGUGCUAAAAACUGAAAACCUCUCUGCAUCCGAGUUUUUCUGUCUGUAACAUGGCAAUCAACCUGCGGUGGAGUGUUAAAAUGAACGAGUGGGCGCCCAUAGCAAAAGAGUAUGAUCCCCUCAAAGCAGGGAGCAUUGAUGGCACAGAUGAAGAGCCCCAUGACCGUGCCAUCUGGAGGGCCAUGUUGGCACGGUAUGUACCCAAUAAGGGGGUUACAGGAGAUCCUCACCUCACUCUGUUUGUAGCGAGACUGAAUCUACAAACCACAGAGGAGAAGCUGAAGGAAGCCUUUUCCAGGUAUGGUGACAUUAGGAAGAUUCAUCUGGUUAGAGACUUGGUCACAGGCUUUUCCAAGGGCUAUGCGUUUAUAGAGUACAAAGAGGAACGGGCGCUCUUGAAAGCCCAUAGAGAUGCCAACAGGCUGGUUAUUGACCAGCAUGAGAUAUUUGUGGACUUUGAGCUGGAAAGGACCCUCAAAGGAUGGAUCCCUCGGAGACUUGGAGGUGGCUUUGGAGGCAAGAAGGAAUCCGGGCAGCUGCGAUUUGGAGGGCGGGACAGGCCUUUCCGAAAGCCCAUCAAUUUGCCAACUAUGAAAAGUGACUUCUAUGGAGAGGGGCCUGUGGAGAAAAGAGAGAGGAGCUGGUCUCGAGAGGGAGUGAGGGACUGGAGAGCGAGGGACCGAGACUCUGAAAGGAACCGAGACAAGAGAUGGCUGGAAAGGGAGCGAUCGUGGGCUUGGGGUGAAAGCAACCGGGAGAGAGAGCGGGAUUCCAAAGAGGAAAGGAGCAGAGGAAGAGAGAGGAAAGACAGAGAGAGAAAAGACAGGGAAAGAGACCGGAGCAGGGAGAGGGACCCUAAGAAGCAGAGAGAUGACGACAAACAUCGGUAGAAGAAAGUGUCUUUGUAACAGAUAAGCUGAACACCUGUGAACUGUGGAGAAGUUUACUGCCAGACUCUUCCAAAACCUACAGAUUCAAACAACCCUGAAGUGUGGUCAGGUUCUAAUCCAGGCUUGGGCCCGCCUUUGGCUUAAGAAAGCGAUGGGAACAGAUUCGGUCAUUGGGACACAACCUGUGGCUUUGCUGUGUGCUUCCAGCCUGCAAGGAGCCCUGCUAAUUUCCUGGAACUAGAUCCUCAGCUGGUAUAAAGUGGGAUAGAGCCACUGUCUUCAGUAGAACUCCCCCAGCCAAGCAGCUGGCCCACUGUCUCUGGUUUAUUGUCCUUUAGGUAAUUUCUAUGGUGGUUUUGCCAGAAAGAGGGGACAAUGACUCCUGCAGUAACCUGCACCUGUGUUGAGUUGCGGAUCUCUUAUUUACAGAGCUUUUGUUCUCUGUCUCAUGUAUUAUGUGGUAUCUGCUCUUUUUUUGGUUUGAUUCCCCACCCCCAAUUUGUUAAAUGUAAAAUGUUCUUUGUGUGCAAGCAAAUCUUCUUAUGGAUGUAUUCUAACCAUGCAGUGACUUUCUCCUUUCUUUCUGGAGAUCAGGACUGUAAGCAGGAUUCCUUAACAUGGUUCAAACCAUUCUAUAUAGGCAAGGCCAACAUCACUUAUAAACGGGACAGAGCCCCAGUUCUGUUACGACGUGAUCCCCCUUGCCCAGUAGUUUACCUCUAUAGAUGGGCCCUUAUACUGCCUUACAUUCAGGGUAGCCCUCCCCCACUCACUCAGCUUGGAGCUGAGAGAGCUGCAGCUGGCAUUGGUAUCAUAGUCCCAGCCCUCCAGAGACUGACAGGAGUCCUACAGGAAAAAGAGGAGAGCCAGAACUGGGCAUUCACAGCAAAAUUUUUUUUUUAAUUAUUAUUAUUUAUUGUGAAUGUUGAAAUGUCAUGUAGUUUUAACCUAAAGAUGAACUGAUUAGACAGAGAAGUCAGAUAACUGGAAGACCCUUCCUGGACAAUUAUUUACAGCAAAGCAGUUCAAACAAGAAAAUGUAGCUGGGGGCGGGGGGGGGGGGGAAGAGAGAGAGAAACAAGUUUAGUCACUGUUAGAAGGCAGAUCUUAAGACAGCCAAUUAUUUUAUUUGUUGCUCUUCAGAUGUUUUCUUUACGCAAAGUCUCACUAACGUGUUUUAUAGAGCGGGGUGGAGGGGUGGGUAGCAGGAUCUGGGAAAUAACAAAAGCUUUGGAAAGCACAGAGUAUUUCAUUUCCUGCAUCUGGUGGUAUCGGGUUCUAUGUAGUUCCAUUUCUAAGAACGUUAAGGAACCAGUAAUCACUGUUUGCUGUGGGUUCUCUAUUAUACUAUGCCGCGGGGAGACCCAAUGGAAUGUACAAGUUGUGUGUACCUAUGGAAAUAAAAAGGCAAUGUUUUUAAAAAAA
Molecule: messenger RNA, 2529 nt
Organism: Dermochelys coriacea (leatherback sea turtle)
Lineage: Eukaryota; Metazoa; Chordata; Testudines; Dermochelyidae
Gene: SNRNP35
Product: small nuclear ribonucleoprotein U11/U12 subunit 35
Exons: 2
Coding region: 265-1104 (279 amino acids)
Biological process (GO): mRNA splicing, via spliceosome
Cellular component (GO): U12-type spliceosomal complex; precatalytic spliceosome
Molecular function (GO): mRNA binding; snRNA binding
Source: RefSeq, a predicted model, not a curated record